Molecule: messenger RNA, 2497 nt
Organism: Polyodon spathula (Mississippi paddlefish)
Lineage: Eukaryota; Metazoa; Chordata; Actinopteri; Acipenseriformes; Polyodontidae
Product: protein O-linked-mannose beta-1,4-N-acetylglucosaminyltransferase 2-like
Exons: 3
Coding region: 272-2032 (586 amino acids)
Biological process (GO): protein O-linked glycosylation via mannose
Cellular component (GO): endoplasmic reticulum
Molecular function (GO): protein O-acetylglucosaminyltransferase activity; protein binding
Source: RefSeq, a predicted model, not a curated record
AUCACUGUUUGAAUUCUACAGGAUUGAAGAGAGGUAACGACUACAGCGGGGCAGCGGGAGCUGUGAGGAGGAUGCAGCAGCUGCAUUAGCCUUGUUACUGCCUCUGCACGCUGCGGUAGUGAACACGAAGAAAUAAUACUGUUCCGUUGUAAAGAUUGAGAAACUUAAAUAUUCGUCUGGAAGGAUACAAUUUCCGUUUGACCAACUAGGCUGAAUCUGUAGCUUGGAAAAUGAAAGCCCAACCCCUGGUGUUUGCCGUUUAUCCGCUCUGAUGCGAGGGUCCAGCUGCAGGAUGAACAUUGCUGCUGUGUUGAACGGGCUGCUGGUGUCAGUUCUGGCGGCAGUGCUUUGGAAGUAUGCCAAGCUGCGAGAGCAUGCCUAUUCAGUGGAGGAGGAGCUGCUCCUGACCCAGCAGUCCCAGGAGCUGUCUCAGGUCCGCAUCGACUACCAUGCUGCCCUGCAGUCCCUCCAGGAGGAGGGAACCCGCAUGGUGUGCACGGGCAAGAUACACACUGACCGUAUCUGCCGCUUCAACUACCUCUGCUACUCCACAGAGGCUGAAGAGUUUGUCUUUUUCCACAGCAACUCCUCGGUCAUGCUUCCCAACCUGGGAUCCAGGAGGUUCCAGCCUGCCCUCCUCGACCUGUCCUCUGUAGAGGACCACAACACCCAGUACUUUAACUUCCUGGAGUUGCCUGUGGCUGCCCUCAAGUUCAUGCCCAAGCCUGUGUUUGUGCCCGAUGUGACUCUUAUCCUGAACCGAUUCAACCCAGACAACCUAAUGCAUAUCUUUCAUGAUGACCUUCUCCCUAUUUACUACACCAUGCUGCAGUACCCCGAUCUGGACCAGGAUUCCCGCUUGGUCUUCAUGGAAGGCUGGAAUGAGGGUUUGCACUUUGAUCUCUACCGUUUAAUGAGCAACAAACAGCCCCUUCUGAAAGAGCAGCUGAAGAACUUUGGCAAGCUCCUGUGCUUCACCAAAUCAUAUGUGGGGUUGUCUAAAAUGACCACCUGGUACCAGUAUGGUUUUGUUCAACCCCAGGGUGCCAAAGCCAACAUAUUGGUGUCGAGUAUGGAAAUCAGACAGUUCACCAGGUUCCUGAUGGAGAAACUCAACGUGAGCAUGGAAGAAAGCUCUGGUGGUGAUGAGUACAUUGUAGUUUUCAGUCGUACAAUAAAUAGGCUGAUUCUUAAUGAAGCAGAGCUUAUUUUAGCCCUCGCACAAGAGUUCCAGAUGAAGACAGUAACUGUUUCUUUGGAUGACCAUACCUUUGCAGAUAUUGUGCAGAUCAUCAGCAAGGCGUCAAUGUUAGUCAGCAUGCACGGGGCCCAGCUUGUUACAUCGGUCUUCCUGCCUAGAGGAGCUGUAGUUGUUGAGAUUUUCCCAUACGCUGUUAACCCAGACCACUACACCCCAUACAAAACUCUGGCCUCUUUGCCUGGCAUUGACCUGCAGUACGUGGCCUGGCAGAACACCAAGGAGGAGAAUUCGAUGGCCUUCCCGGAUAGACCCUGGAAUCAAGGUGGCAUAGCCCAUCUGGAGAAAGCAGAGCAGGAGCACAUUAUGAAAAGCAAGGAGGUCCCUCAGCACCUGUGUUGCCGCAACCCAGAAUGGCUUUUCCGCAUCUAUCAGGACACAAAAGUGGACAUCCCCUCGCUCAUUGAAGCCAUUAGACAGACUGUUAAGACGAAGCCGAACCUGAAGAAGGCGAAGCCAGCCAUUGUCGUCCACCCUGGAAAAGUGAGGGAUCCCAAAUGCCAGGUAUCUGUCCAGGGCACCAAUGAAGCCAGACUGACUGUUUCCUGGCAAAUUCCCUGGAACCUGAAGUACCUGAAGGUCCGGGAAGUGAAAUACGAGGUGUGGAUACAAGAGCAAGGGGAGAACACAUACAUGCCUUAUAUCCUGCCACAUCAGAACUACACCUUUUCAGAGAACAUCAAGCCUUUCACCACAUACCUAGUAUGGAUACGUUGCUUUUUCAACAAAACCCUUCUGGGACCCUUUGCAGAUGUGUUGGUCUGCAGAACAUAACUUUAAUUAGAGCUGUGGUCAUGUAAGGGUUAUAUCGUGACUUGUUCCAGACAGCCAUUACCUGUGAAAGGUUUGGAAGGGACUUGGUUGAAAGCUCUUUAUGGUUACUAAAGUAUUGUCAUUGGUUUCAAACCUUUUGAUCUAUGGAUCAGAUAAAGGCGCCCCAGUACACAUCGGACAGCUAUCUGAUUGUUCACACCAGCAAGCAACAUAGACAAAGAUAAAAGUCAAAUAAAGAAUGUAGUUAGAAUAUGAUUUCUGGUGUCCCUGUGAACUGUUCAUUAAGUGAUACCAAUAAAAACAUUCUAGAAAGAAAACAAAUUGGACAUGGUUUAUGAUUUGGAAGUUUUUCUCUUGUGAAAAUGCUACCAAAUUGAUCCUGAAGUGUAAUUAAAAGAUGAUGUUUCAUAAAUGUGAUUUUCCUUUCUGGAAAGGGGUGUACAGUAAUUCAUAUUUAAAAAAAAA